Molecule: messenger RNA, 1766 nt
Organism: Periconia digitata
Lineage: Eukaryota; Fungi; Ascomycota; Dothideomycetes; Pleosporales; Periconiaceae
Source: the annotation of a GenBank genome assembly
UCUAUUUUGGACUCGAUUGGCGGCGCCUAAUCCAUCCUCCCCUCUCUUCACUUCCUCUACACUUGCUCUAUUCCAAUUGUCUACGGCGAGACAGACUGCCUGACUAACUCCCACUAACCAUCGAAUCCGAACCAAGAAUGGGUACGACAUGAAUCCGUGCAUUGAUCCCUCCCUGCUGCCAAACAAGUGGACCGCAGUAACAUGUUCAAUCAGACUGCCUGACUGACUGACUGACUGACUGGCAACGGGGAAACCCUCAUCAUCUGUGCGUUUGAAUCAAUCCGUGCAUGCGUGGCGGUUAUUCUUACUUGGUUCCCUACUUGCAUAUAUGCAAGUACAUACACCUCUCUUACUUGCUUAGCUCCUCGUACUCGAUUUUCUUAUUCCCCAAACUAUAUCUACUCGCUAUCAUCACCGGGACGCCAUCAUCAGCCAGAAUACGAGCCUGCUGACUGCCACCCCCGUCCAUCCACCUACACACGCACACACGUACAUACAUAACCUCUCUCCCACCACUUGACCUCACCUCCCCGAGUCCCAUGAUGCUGGUCCUGUCGCCUCCCUCCUCACGCUCCCUCCCACGCGACCCCCCCACCACCACCGCCAACAUGACCAUGGCCAUGAACCUGAACAUGGCCACUCUCCCCAUAUUAUCCUCCUCUGCCUCCUCGCAGCGAUCGUCUUCCAAGUCGCCCGCUCUUCCCUCGGCAAGUCGCCCCAAAUUACGCCUCGACACCCAGCCGCCCCGCUGCUUUGGCAAGAACUCGACCAGUCUCCGCCUCGACACCCUCAGCGCUGUCUCGCCCACCGUCCGCAACACCUUCUCCAACGCCUACGAGCCGCCCCAGCACCGCCCGCGCCUCUCGCUGCACACCACCUGCGACUCCACCGUCUCCCAAGCCAGCAGCGCAUCCACUUGCACCCCGAGCUCCGCCUCGACUCCCGCCUCCUCCUUGGACUCGGCCUCCAACGACUCCGCCACGACUCCUUUCCCCUACAAGCAACCCCACAACCUCACCUCCAUCCUUCGCAACAGCCAGGCCCCCGCCACCCGAGCGCCGCGCAACAUGGCCGCCGUACGCCCGUUUUUCCCCGCCGAGAAGAAGGUCUCGUUCCGCACCCCGCUCGACGAGGAGAUCACCACCAUCAAAUACACAUUGGCCCACUCGGACCUCGAAUCCUCAUCCUCCACCAUCUCGUCGCUCUCCCUCUCCACCACUUCUUCCUCGUCCAUAUCCGAAGAUGACGACCAAGACGCCACAUCAGAAGUCUCAGCCUCGAUCGAAAUCACUCCUGCGCCCCAAGACGCCGCAUCCUCUUCUUCUCCGUCAUCAGCAUCAUCAGCAUCAUCUACAACGGCUACGCCGAAUCCCCGCUUCCUGUCACUCGAAAACUCCCCGCGCCCACGAGGCGCACCCGCCGCCCGUGCAGGCGACAAGCGCGAUUCCUCCGAGUCAGACAGCGAUGACUCGUGCCCCGAGACCCCCGUAGCGGGGCGCCGAAAGAGGCGGCGCGACUGGCGAUGGACUCUAGGCCCUCUCCCGCCGUCGUCGUCAUCUCACAGGAAUAUUGCUUCGCCUGGUUCCUCUGCUAGCGAGGCUACUGCGUCCACGUCCGGUAGCGAGCACGACAGCUGCUGACGCUGAUGAUAUGAUGACUACUCUCCCAAUCCCUAGAUCCGAAUCUCACCCCAUCGUUUUGUUUCGGAAUCAUCUGCGGCGUUUCACAGCGGGCCAUCUUUUUUUUUUAUUCUUCACUUCGCUUCU